Chrysoperla carnea is the source of this 1003-nucleotide messenger RNA. Its product is annotated as lysophospholipase-like protein 1. Gene Ontology annotation, cellular component: cytoplasm. The record is from RefSeq and is a predicted model, not a curated record. Gene Ontology annotation, biological process: protein depalmitoylation. NCBI's taxonomy places the organism in Eukaryota, Metazoa, Arthropoda, Insecta, Neuroptera, Chrysopidae. The transcript is spliced from 4 exons. Gene Ontology annotation, molecular function: carboxylic ester hydrolase activity; palmitoyl-(protein) hydrolase activity. Bases 177 to 890 code for a protein of 237 amino acids.
UAAAUCUUGCUGGAGAAUUACCUGAGAUUUAAUGAACGUCGUCUAUCAUAUUGAAAUGUUUACAAAUGACAUACAAAGGUUAUCUAAGAACUGAUAAACAUAACAAGUUAUUUGUUUAUGUGUGAUAAUCAUUUCAAAGAAAAUUUGCAUUUUUUGGGGCAUUAAAUCUAGCUAAAAUGGCCACAAAACAUAUUACUAAAAUUCAAACAAUUGUUCAGACAAAUAAAAAAGCAUCUGGAACAGUUUUGUUUUUCCAUGGAUCAGGUGAUACUGGGAAAGGUUUAAAAGAUUGGAUAAGAUUUGUAUUAGGAAAAGAGAUUUCUUUUCCACACUUGCGUGUCUUAUUCCCAACAGCACCUUUACGACCGUACACACCAAAUAAUGGUGAAUUAAGUAAUGUUUGGUUUGAUAGAUUAAGCAUUUCACCGGAUGUACCUGAACAUAAAGAAACAAUUGAAUCAAUUGGAGAUGAAGUAAAAAAAAUAAUUAAUGGAGAAAUUGAACAAGGAAUUAAACCUGAAAGAAUUAUAAUUGGUGGAUUUUCCAUGGGCGGAGCUUUAGCCCUCCAUUCAGCUUAUAGAUUUUGUCCACAUGCUGCUGGAGUCUUCACUUUGUCAUCAUUUUUGAACGAAACAUCCGCUGUUUACGAUUUUUUAAAAACCAAUGGCGAUACACCAAAACCUCCACUAUUUAUGUGUCACGGGAAUCGUGAUUCAUUAGUGGAUCUAUCAUGGGGUCAGAACACGUUUCAAGAAUUGAAAAAACUAGGUGUGGAUGGCGAAUUUCAUGUUAUUCACAAUGCAAUGCAUGAAUUAAAGAAGACUGAAAUAUUAAAAUUAAUCGAUUGGAUUAAUAAAACUUUACCACCUUUAGAAAGUGAUACAUCGUAACGGAAUAAAACUCUACGUCUUUCUGAAAGUACCACGUAUUUUGUGCAGUCUUGAUAAAUAAGUUGUAUAAAAAUCGAAACAAGUUAAAAUAAAUUGUUAUAUAUUUUUCUCUA